GUGACCCGCUGGCUCUUGCCAUGGCGGCGGGAGUGACCAUUGGCGGGGGGGGGGGGUGGUGUAAGCUGCUCGUUGCCAUGGCGACCUCCCCACGGCACCCACAGCAGAGUGGACGGGGCUAGGAGCGGGGGGCGGAGCUCUCCGUUUCACGUGACUCUGGGGCCACGCGCCUUUCCUGCUCUUUCUCCGCCCGCGGCCGCUUUGGCGCAUUGCGGUUCAGCGGCAACCAAUCAGGGUGGCGCUUUCAGCCCGCCGCGCCUCCCCAGCCAAUGAGGCGGCGGCGCACAGCGAACGAGAGGGAUCCUUCCGCCGGGGGCGGGCCCUGACGGGGGUAGGGCCUGCGGAAGGAGCGGGGCCAGAGGGGGAUCUGCGGUCCUGCGGAGGAGGAGCCUCUCGCCGCCACAGGAACGCCAUGGCUGACCAGCUCACUGAGGAGCAGAUUGCAGAGUUCAAGGAGGCGGUCUCGCUCUUUGACAAGGAUGGGGGUGGCACCAUCACCACCAAGGAGCUGGGCACUGUCAUGCGCUCACUGGGCCAGAACCCUACCGAGGCUGAGCUGCAGGACAUGAUCAAUGAGGUGGAUGCCGAUGGCAACGGCACCAUCGACUUCCCCGAGUUCCUCACCAUGAUGGCGAGGAAGAUGAAGGACGCGGAUAGCGAGGAGGAGAUCCGUGAGGCUUUCUGCGUCUUUGACAAGGACAGGAAUGGGUACAUCAGCGCGGCAGAGCUGUGGCACGUGAUGACCAACCUGGGGGAGAAGCUGACGGAUGAGGAAGUGGAUGAGAUGAUCCGAGAGGCCGACAUCGAUGGUGAUGGACAGGUCAACUAUGAGGAGUUUGUGCAGAUGAUGACGGCGAAGUGAGGGGUAUGAGGCCACCAGGAACCCCCCCUGCUGCCACCACCUGUCCCUGCCUCCAAGAGGUCCCCAGGCCCCCCCUGCACCCCAGACCCACCAUUCAGGGGCACCGAUGGGGGUGCUGGGAGGGGGAACCCCACCAGGACAGAGGGACCCCAAACCCUCCAUAGGGGCUUUGGGGGAGGGUAUGGGGGGGACGCCAUUUCCCCAUAGAGGGUUUGGGGGGAUCCGGGGCAGAUCCAGGGUCCUCCUCCACAGCAGGACCCCCUUUGCCCCAGGAGAGUGUUUUGGGGCAUUUCAGUGGGAUUUUGGGUCUCAGGAGGGUUGGGGAUCCCUGGGUGUGGGGAACUGGGACCAGGCCCUGGUUUUGGGGCAUUUUGGGGGGCAUUUGGGGCCCUUUUUUUUUUGGGGGGGGCACACCAAGCUCUGGUUUUGGGGCAUUUGGGGAGAAUUUUGGGCCUUGGGGAGGGUGGGACCAGGCCCUGAUUUUGGGGGAGAAGUGGGGGGGCUACAGGCCCCCCCCCGUCCGGGCGCUGUCAUGGGCGGCUAAAGCUGUGAAAUAAACCACUGGUUUUACAGUU
Aquila chrysaetos chrysaetos is the source of this 1437-nucleotide messenger RNA. RefSeq names its product calmodulin-1-like. Gene Ontology annotation, molecular function: calcium ion binding. The transcript is spliced from 6 exons. The record is from RefSeq and is a predicted model, not a curated record. Bases 413 to 862 code for a protein of 149 amino acids. Lineage: Eukaryota; Metazoa; Chordata; Aves; Accipitriformes; Accipitridae.